This is a messenger RNA of Mesoplodon densirostris (Blainville's beaked whale), 2387 nucleotides long. RefSeq names its product zinc finger protein 14-like. Gene Ontology annotation, biological process: central nervous system development; regulation of transcription by RNA polymerase II. NCBI's taxonomy places the organism in Eukaryota, Metazoa, Chordata, Mammalia, Artiodactyla, Ziphiidae. The transcript is spliced from 4 exons. The record is from RefSeq and is a predicted model, not a curated record. Gene Ontology annotation, molecular function: RNA polymerase II cis-regulatory region sequence-specific DNA binding; DNA-binding transcription factor activity, RNA polymerase II-specific. The coding region runs from base 74 to 1828 and encodes 584 amino acids. Gene Ontology annotation, cellular component: nucleus.
UGCCGCAGUGUCCCUCACGCUGUGCUUUGCUGCGGUCGUGGGAGUCAUAGGAGGGACUCAGGGAAACCUAGAAAUGGAUUCAGUGACCUUUGAGGAUGUGAGUGUGAAGUUCACCACAGAGGAGUGGGCUCUGCUGGAUCUAUCCCAGAAGAAACUCUACAGAGAUGUGAUGCAGGAAACCUUUAAGAACUUGACCUCAAUAGGAGAAAAAUGGGAAGACCCUGAUACUGAAGAUCAGUAUGCAAAUCAUGGGACAAAUCUAAGCAGUCAUAUGGUAGAGAGACUCUGUAAAAAUAAAGAAGGUAGUCAGUAUGGGGAAACAUUUAGCCAAAUUUCAAAUCAUAAUCAGAAAAAGAAAACUGGAAUAAAACUAUGUGAAUUCAGUGUAUGUGGACGAGUCUUCAUGCGUGAUUCAUCCUUUAAUAGGCACAUGACAUCUCGCACUACACCCAAACCACGUGAGUAUCAGGAAUAUGAGGAGAAGCCAUAUAAAUGCAAGGAAUGUGGGAAAGCCUUCAAGCAUCGUCAAUCCAGACAUACUCAUGAGAAGAUUCACACUGGGGAGAAACCCUAUGAUUGUAAGAAAUGUGGGAAGUCCUUCAAGCUUCGCCAGUCUAUUCGAAGGCAUGAAAGGAUUCACACUGGAGAGAAGCCCUAUGAGUGUAAAAGAUGUGGAAAAGCCUUCAGAUAUCACCACAACUUUCAAAAACAUGAACGAACUCAUACUGGAGAGAAACCCUAUAGAUGUAAGCACUGUGGUAAAGCCCUCAGUUCUCUCAGAUACUGUCGAAUUCAUGAAAUAACGCACACUGGAGAGAAACCUUAUAAAUGUAAGCAAUGUGGUAAAGCUUUCAAUUGUCCUAGUUACUUUAUAAAACAUGAGAGAACUCAUAGUGGAUUGAAACCAUAUGAAUGCAAGCAGUGUGGUAAAGCCUUCAGUUGUGCCAGUUACAUUCGAAGACAUGAAAGGACACAUACGGGAGAAAAGCCCUAUGAAUGUAAAAAAUGUGGUAAAACCUUUAGUUGUUCAAGUUCCUUUCGAAAGCAUGAGAGAACUCAUACUGGAGAGAAACCCUAUGAAUGUAAGCAAUGUGGUAAAGCCUUCAGUUAUUCCAGAUCCUUUCGAAGUCAUGAAAGGAGACACAGUGGAGAAAAGCCCUAUAAAUGUAAAAAUUGUGGUAAAGCUUUCAGUUGUCCAAAUUCCUGUCGAAAACAUGAGAGGACUCAUUCUGGACAGAAACCCUAUGUAUGUAAGGAAUGUGGGAAAGCCUUCAGUUCUCUUGCCAAAUUUCAAAGACACAUGAUGAAGCAUACUGGAGAUGGACCUUAUAAAUGUAAAGACUGUGGGAAAGUCUUUGAUUGUCCCAAUUACUUUCGUUGUCAUGAAAGGACUCACAGUGGAGAAAAGCCAUAUAAGUGUAAGGAAUGUGGUAAGGCCUUCAGUUUUCUAUGUUGUCGUCAAAUACAUGAAAAAAGUCAUACUGGGGAGAGGCCCUAUGAAUGUAAGCAAUGUGGUAAAGCCUUCACUUAUCUCAGUUCCAUUCGAAAACACAAAAGAACUCAUACUGGAGAGAAACCCUAUGAAUGUAAGGAAUGUGGAAAGGCCUUUAUUUAUCCCUCAAAUGUUCAAAGACACUUGAUAACGCAUACUGGUGAUGGACCUUGCAAAUGUAAGGAUUGUGGGAAAGGCUUUGAUUGUCCUAGUUCUUUACAAGCACAUAAAAACACUCACACUGGAGAGAAACCCUAUCAAUGUAAAACUUGUAGUAAAGCCUUCAGUUGUCCCAGUUCUUUUCAAAACCAUGAAAAAACUCAUAAUGGAGAAUAGCACUACGAAUGUAAGGAAUGUGUGAAAGCCUUUAUUUGUCCCAGUUCAUUCCAGUUACAUAAAGGAGCUCACACUGGAGAGAAACCCUAUUUUUGCAAACAGUAUGGCAAAGCUUUCAGCACUCUCUGUUAUAUUCAGAUACAUGAAAGAACUUGUACUAGACAAACUGAAUGUAAGGAAUGUGGGAAAGCCUUCAUAUAUCACAUGUUUCCAAGGACACAUGAGAGUGCACACUAGAAACAGUAUAUAUGUAAGGAAUGUGGGAAAGCCCUCAGUCCCAUUUCCUUGGAAAGCCACGAAAGAACUUGCACUGGAGAGAAUUGUAUUGAAUGUAAACUAUGUAGGAAAACCUUCACCUGCCCCACAUCCUUACAAAACCAUGUGAAAAUGUACAUGUGAUAGAAACCUUGUAACUGAAAAAUAAGGGAGACUUUUCCAUUUUAACAAAUAUUUUCAAAGUCAUAUGAAAACUGCACUGGAAAGAAAUUAUCUCCAUGUAAGUACUAUGGGUAUGCUGUCUGAAAAUUCACAACAUGAAAGAAAUGUUAUAAAUUUUCUU